Messenger RNA from Morus notabilis, 986 nucleotides. RefSeq names its product F-box protein PP2-B15. The transcript has 3 exons. Gene Ontology annotation, molecular function: protein binding. NCBI's taxonomy places the organism in Eukaryota, Viridiplantae, Streptophyta, Magnoliopsida, Rosales, Moraceae. Bases 1 to 837 code for a protein of 278 amino acids. The record is from RefSeq and is a predicted model, not a curated record.
AUGGAUUUGGAUCUCUUGCCUGGAGAUUGCUUUGCACACAUUUUAUCACUCACUUCUCCCAGAGACGCAUGUCGGUCAUCUCUAGUCUCGUCGUCUGUCCGCUCUAUGGCCGAUUUGGAUAGCGUAUGGCAGAAAUUUCUGCCAUCGGAUUACGAAGAAAUCAUAGCCAGCUUGGUGUCUCCUGUGGUGUACUCCUCCAACAAAGAGUUGUUUCUCAGGUUAUGCAGUCCAUGUCUAAUCGAUGGUGGUAAGAAGAUUUUUUCGAUUGAUAAGUCAACGAGUAAAAAAUGUUACAUGUUGAGCGCAAAAGAGCUUUCAAUUACAUGGGGUAGCCAUCCUCUAUAUUGGUCAUGGAAGCCACUUCCUGAAUCAAGGUUUGCGGAAGUAGCUGAACUAAUUUGUAUGUGGUGGCUAGAAAUCUGUGGCACCAUGAGCACCAACAAGCUAUCUCCGAAAACCUUCUAUGCAGCCUAUCUCGUUGUGAAGUUCGCCGAUCGCGCAUAUGGAUUGGACUUUCUCCCUUCUGAGGUUUCAAUUGAAGUUGGCAGUUUCAAAUCACAAAGACAAGUCUACUUGAAUCCUAAUGAAGGAAGAAAAAAUCCUUUAGGACAUGUGCAUUCUCCGAACCGCCCGGUCGAGGCUUUGAGGUCAAGGUUGCUUCAAGAAGGGAGGGGAAAUGUUUGUGACCGAAAAGAUGGUUGGAUGGAGAUUGAAUUGGGGAGUUUUUUCAAUGGUGGCAAUGAUAAGGAAGUUAACAUUAGCUUAAAGGAAGUGAAAGGUCAACACCUUAAAGGCGGGCUUAUUGUUGAGGGAAUUGAGCUUAGGCCAAAAUAUUGAUCACGUUCCUUGUAUUCUCAUCUUCUUUUGAUGAUUUCUCUUAUAGUUUUCAUUUAGAUACAAUGGUUUAUUACUGUCUAUCUUCUUGGGGAUAUAGGAUUCUCCUUGGAUUAAUGAAAUAUAUUAGCACACAAGGCUGUUUUGGGAAU